AUGCCUGGCAACAGCAACUUCUUUUUACCGCCAACUGCCCCUCCCUCCAGGACCUUUGACACAAGAGAGCUCCAAACUGUUCUUCAAGAUUAUGAGACGUCAAUACGUGAACAACAACUCCACAACCAUCAAUCCACACAACUACAAACUCUCACUGAAGUGGCAGAGUCACCAUCGUCACCAUCAAUAGUUCCAGGCGCUAUCCCCAAGAAGCGUAGCUCACACAGGGAUACAAGGGUAUCGUCGCAAUCUCAUACGCCAUCACGCUCCCAACGUCGAAGUAAAAAUGUGCUGCAAUCCGUCCAUGACCAUGCUACAACAGCAGUAAAGCGCUGCGAUACAUGUGGAGUAACGGAAACCCCUCGCUGGCGAGGGCUUCUAUGCAACGUGUGCGGUCUUGUACAGACAAAGAGAAUCGCACGCAAGAAUCUCACAGUCAGUCGAGAUUCCACUUCCACCAUGGGUAGCAGCCAUCGAUAA
Messenger RNA from Fusarium venenatum, 480 nucleotides. The record is from RefSeq and is a predicted model, not a curated record. Lineage: Eukaryota; Fungi; Ascomycota; Sordariomycetes; Hypocreales; Nectriaceae.